Messenger RNA from Leptonychotes weddellii (Weddell seal), 2406 nucleotides. RefSeq names its product mitochondrial E3 ubiquitin protein ligase 1 (gene MUL1). The record is from RefSeq and is a predicted model, not a curated record. Gene Ontology annotation, cellular component: mitochondrion. NCBI's taxonomy places the organism in Eukaryota, Metazoa, Chordata, Mammalia, Carnivora, Phocidae. Gene Ontology annotation, biological process: organelle organization; protein ubiquitination. Gene Ontology annotation, molecular function: ubiquitin-protein transferase activity.
AGGGCGGCGGAGCGCGGGGGACGCGCGGCCUGACUUCGGCGUCGCUGCCGGCACUCAGGGCUCCGCGCAGCCAUGGAGAGCGGAGGGCGGCCCUCGCUGGGCCAGUUCAUCCUCCUGGGCACCAGCUCGGUCGUCACCGCCGUCCUGUAUUCCGUGUACCGGCAGAAGGCCCAGGUCGCCCAAGAGCUCAAGGGAGCUAAAAGAAUCCACUUGGGUGAAGACUUAAAGAACAUUCUCUCAGAAGCCCCAGGAAAAUGUGUGCCUUAUGCUGUUAUUGAAGGGGCUGUUCGAUCUGUUAAAGAAACGCUUAACAGCCAGUUCGUGGAAAAUUGCAAGGGUGUGAUUCAGCGGCUGACACUGCAGGAGCACAAGAUGGUGUGGAAUCGGACAACCCACCUCUGGAACGACUGCUCAAAGAUCAUUCACCAGAGGACCAACACAGUGCCCUUCGACCUGGUCCCCCACGAGGACAGCGUGGCCGUGGCCGUGCGAGUGCUGAAGCCGCUGGACUCCCACGAUCUGGGCCUGGAGACCGUGUACGAGAAGUUCCACCCCUCCGUCCAGUCCUUCACCGACGUCAUCGGCCACUACAUCAGCGGCGAGCGGCCCAAAGGCAUCCAGGAGACAGAGGAGAUGCUGAAGGUGGGCGCCACGCUCACGGGCGUAGGCGAGCUGGUUCUGGACAGCAGCUCCGUGCGCCUGCAGCCCCCCAAGCAGGGCAUGCGGUACUACCUCAGCAGCCAGGACUUCGACGGCCUGCUGCAGAGGCAGGAGGCCAGCGUCCGACUCUGGAAGGUCCUGACGCUGGUCUUCGGCUUCGCCAGCUGCGCCGCCCUCUGCUUCAUCCUCCGCAAGCGCUACCUGCAGCGACAGGAGAGGCAGCGCCUCAGGCAGAUGGAGAAGGAGUUCCAGGAGCACGAGGCCCGGCUGCUGAGCGGCGCCAAGCCCGAGGACAGGGAGAGUCUGAAGAGCGCCUGUGUCGUGUGUCUGAGCAGCUUCAAGUCCUGCGUCUUCCUGGAGUGCGGGCACGUGUGUUCCUGCACCGAGUGCUACCGCGCCUUGCCCGAGCCCAAGCGCUGCCCCGUCUGCAGACAGGAGAUCGCCCGGGUGAUUCCCUUGUACAACAGCUAACCGGCGGAGGGCCGCUCGGCUGGCUGAGGCGCCCCCAAGCCCCACCUCAGGAAUUUGUGUCUUGAGGCCCAGCUGUCAUCCCAGCUCCGACUGAGGGAGCGGACUGGGGGAGCCAUCCGGCCUCACAGCCCCAACACUAGGAUGUUGCCUUGCCACCGAGAGAGGGGACUCCUCCGCCACUGGCUGAGACUCACGGCCCCACCCUGGGGUGGGUGUGGUGGCCUUGCCUUCCUGGAACCGGCGGAGUGUGUGUGUGUGUGUGUGUGUGUGUGCGCGCGUGCACGUGUGUGCGCGCGUGUGUGUGUGUGUGACGGCACCUCAUUGCUUGAGGGCCCAAGCCCGUGAUCUCCAGCUCUUCUGGUCCUUUCUGGGGAAUUGCUGGUUCCUGUGGUCUUGCACCUUGAGUGACUCAGCCAGCAGGGAGGCGAAGUCAGGCUCUGGGUGUGGUGUGUGCCCCACGGAGCUGUCUGAAGAGUCACCUCUGACGAGACUGUCACAGUCUUUCUUCCUUUUGCUUACACCCCAGGAAAAAGGCCAGGCUGGAUGUGGGAACUGUGUCCCUUUCCCCUCACCUCCUUACCUCUUAAUGUGGGCACAUGUGUGUCGGGACAAAAGGAAGCGACGCCCGCCAUCCGCCUUCUGCCUAAAAGCUGGGAACUCUGGUCAGCAGGCUGAAGGGCGGCCACUUGAGGGGACAGUCGGGCUGUCCUGUCGUCCCCAGUGGUGAAGGUGGCAGCUUGGCUGCAGCCCUCCUGGUGUCUCCGGGACCGGAGCACACCGCUGGCCCUGGCUGGGAGCGCGAGAGGCCCGAGGCCCGAGGGCUGGCUCUGGCUUUCUCUGCCUGGGGUUGGCCCGAGAGGCCUCACCACCUGAACGAAGCAAUAAGGCUGCUGCUGCCCCAGCCUCCUGGCCCUGUCAGCCUCCCUCCUGGGCUGUCACGGAGGCAAAGUCGCCAGCCAGCACCCUGAGCGCAGAGCCUCUUCCGGAGUCCUGCCUCCUCACAUUGAGAAGUUAGCAUCCCGUGGGUGGAGUCACAUUGCCCCUUCCUGGGUUGCUGUUCACCCCCUCAUGUGCCCCCCCCCGAGUUUGUGGAAAGAAGUGGGGGAACCCCUUUCACCUCCUCCGGCUAGUCGGAGGUCUCUCUCCCUUCCCUGGCUUUGAAUAUUCAUCCGCUGUCCUCUUUUGUGUGGGGGAGGUGGGUGCUCUCCGGGGGCUGACACCCGUUCUAUGCAGGGUCCUGUGUGGACAGCACAAAUUAAACAUGUUACAACCAAG